This is a messenger RNA of Plasmodium coatneyi, 1572 nucleotides long. RefSeq names its product Protein kinase. The record is from RefSeq and is a predicted model, not a curated record. The coding region runs from base 1 to 1572 and encodes 523 amino acids. Gene Ontology annotation, molecular function: ATP binding; protein kinase activity. Lineage: Eukaryota; Apicomplexa; Aconoidasida; Haemosporida; Plasmodiidae. Gene Ontology annotation, biological process: protein phosphorylation. The transcript has a single exon.
AUGACCAAGUGGGGGGCGCUGCGAAGCAGAAUUAUAUGGCCGAGCGAGUUCGCUUACGCCGUGGAGAACGAAGGGCAGGACAACAAAUUCGGACACAGCUAUGUGGUCAAAUAUAACGGGAAUGUCGUUCACAACAGAUUCAAGAAAGGGUUAAAUCGGGUGAACAAAUUGAUGAAGGUGACAAGACGGGUAUGUAAUCAAUUGGAGGAGCAAAACUACGGGCGGGACGUGGAUUCAUUGGAGGCAGACCACUUCGGGGUACACAUGGGUGGAGGCACCUCGGACCAAAUUAACGAGGCUAAUCAAAUCCUCCUCCGGUUGAAUGAGGAGAAGGAGUUUUUUAAGGAAAGUCUCGGUAAAAUUAACACCAUUGAUGAGAAGUACGACAUUGCUGUGAGGAACGGGUCCGCUCAUUACGCAUUUCGUUUGGACUCCCCUUUCGUAUGCAUCGAGGGGGAUCCUUUAGUGGAGGCCCUAAAAAUGGGGCAGCCCGGAGGAGCACAUGGGAAACGCAAUGAAAGAGUUAAGAAGCUAGGCCGAAAGGGUGAGGAGCACCGUGGAGAGAGGAUCCCACAAUUUAGGACCUUUCUAUACAACGCCAAAAUUAUCGAGUGUGACGAAACGCUCAUCGGGGACAGGGAGUUCAUAUUUUCAGAAGCGAAUACAAGCAGCCUGAAAGUUAACACGCUCAUCAACGAGGGGAAGCACAUAAGACAGAUGCUAUACGAAUAUAAGGAGGGCUGCGGAGUGGAAAGCGAGGUGCAAAAUAAUCAGGAUGACUUCCCACCUGAAGGAAAAAGCGGAAAUGUAAAAGAUACAACAGCAACAGCAAUAACAACGACACCCCCUCCCCGUGGGAAUGACGAAGUGACCUACGAACGUGUGGGUGUACUUCCAUACAGUGACAUCAUAAUGGUGCAGAAGAGCGAGUUCGACAAGAAGAGUUACGUGGCUGCUUUUUUAACCCCAUUUGUUCUGAACGGAAAUGUGAAGGCAUUCAUCCAGAAGGUACAGCCAUAUAUGGCUUACCAAUUUGACAGUAAUUUGAUAUGGGUAAAUUUGUGUAAACUGAUUAAGCUCAUGUGCCAUUUGGAAGAGAAGAAUGUCCUGCACGGGAACAUCAAACCUACCAAUCUGUUUAUAGAUAACAGUGGGUUCAACAUCCUUUUGGGAAACUUUGUUCCCAAGGUGAAGCUCACAAAUUAUUUCCAUUACGUUGUUAAUGGGAGAAGAGGAUUGCCCAAAUAUAUUUCCCCUGAACUUUUAUCCUACUUGAGAAAAAAAAAAAACAUGGUGAAAAAUGGAGGCAAGAAAAAUAAACACAUAGAGAAGUACUUAGUUAAGAACGACAUUUUUUGUUUAGGCCUCUGCUUCUACUACCUCGUGACGAUGAAGGAGGACAUCCUCAACCACGUGGAUGAUCCGCACGCGUUUCAACAUAAGGUGGACGGGCUGCAGGGAUGCAUCUCUCGCCCGGAGUUGCUUCUACUUCUGCGUAGCAUGCUCUCCUACGACCAUCGGGUGCGGCCCACCUGGGCGGCGCUGCUGGCCGCGGUGAGGGGUGAGAAGUAA